UUAGUUUCAAUGCUGGAACCCUAGCCAAAAAGCAUCAUCCUUUAGUUCUAGGGUUAUCCCAUUCUAGGGUUUCCAUCCCCAUUCCCAAAACCUCCGAAAUUAUUACCAGAAAAACCUCAGAAGUGUUGGAUAUGGUGGAGCCUUUGAGGGAAGUGAGGGAUGGAUACUUGAUUUCACUGAACAUCGGGACGCCACCGCAGGUGAUUCAGGUUUAUAUGGAUACUGGGAGUGAUCUCACUUGGGUUCCUUGUGGAAAUCUCUCUUUUGAUUGCAUGGAUUGUGAUGAUUAUAGGAACAAUAAGUUAUCUAAUUUCUCUCCUUCUCGUUCUUCCUCUUGCUCUAGAGACAUUUGUGGUAGCUCCUUUUGUCUUGACAUUCACAGCUCUGAUAACUCCUUUGAUCCCUGUACUGUUGCUGGAUGUUCUUUGAACACUCUUCUCAGAUCCACUUGCGCUAGGCCAUGCCCUUCUUUUGCCUACACCUACGGUGAAGGCGGUGUCAUUACCGGAACCCUAACGAGGGAUAACCUUCGGGUUCAUGGAACUAGCCCCGGAAAUAUCACCAGGGACAUCCCUAGUUUUCGUUUCGGUUGCGUCGGGUCAGCGUAUCGCGAGCCUAUUGGGAUUGCAGGGUUCGGUAAGGGCUCGCUCUCGCUUCCCUCCCAAUUAGGGUUUCUCCAAAAGGGGUUUUCCCAUUGUUUCUUGGGAUUCAAGUAUGCAAAUAACCCUAACAUUUCAAGUCCAUUGAUUUUGGGAGAUGUUGCUAUUUCAUCCCAAGAAAAUCUCCAAUUCACCCCAAUGUUAAAGAGUCCAAUGUAUCCAAAUUACUAUUACAUUGGCCUGGAGGCCAUAUCUGUGGGAAAUUCUAGUUUAGCUCAAGUGCCAUUGAGCUUGAGGGAUUUUGAUUCCAAUGGCAAUGGAGGAUUGCUGAUUGAUUCAGGAACAACUUACACUCAUUUUCCUGAACCGUUCUACUCGCGCCUCCUCUCCCUUCUUCAAUCUCAGAUAACCUAUCCCCGAGCGACGGAGGUUGAAGAAAGGAGUGGAUUUGAUCUUUGUUACCGAGUUCCAUGCCCGAACAACACGUUGGUUGAUGCCGAUUUUCUUCUUCCUACCAUAACCUUUCAUUUCUUGAACAAUGUGAGCCUCGUUUUGCCUCAGGGGAACCAUUUUUAUGCGAUGAGUGCUCCGAGUAAUUCGUCUGUGGUGAAAUGCUUGCUGUUUCAGAGAAUGGAUGACGGCGAUUAUGGACCGGCGGGAGUGUUUGGGAGCUUCCAGCAACAGAAUGUUCAAGUGGUUUAUGAUUUGCAGAAGGAAAGAAUAGGGAUUCAGCCAAUGGAUUGUGCUUCAGCUGCAGCUUCUCAAGGACUUCAUAAAAAAUAAUGAUCAAUUUCAAACGGUAGUUAUUGGCAGUUGCCAAUCUUGCUUUUGUCCAACUUAACUAAAAUAACGAGAAUAAAAAGAAG
This is a messenger RNA of Pistacia vera, 1465 nucleotides long. RefSeq names its product probable aspartyl protease At4g16563. Gene Ontology annotation, biological process: proteolysis. Bases 132 to 1382 code for a protein of 416 amino acids. Gene Ontology annotation, cellular component: extracellular region. The transcript has a single exon. Gene Ontology annotation, molecular function: aspartic-type endopeptidase activity. Lineage: Eukaryota; Viridiplantae; Streptophyta; Magnoliopsida; Sapindales; Anacardiaceae. The record is from RefSeq and is a predicted model, not a curated record.